Molecule: messenger RNA, 11066 nt
Organism: Cryptomeria japonica (Japanese cedar)
Lineage: Eukaryota; Viridiplantae; Streptophyta; Pinopsida; Cupressales; Cupressaceae
Exons: 2
Coding region: 8407-9600 (397 amino acids)
Source: RefSeq, a predicted model, not a curated record
CUCGACUCCACCAACUACGAGAAAUUGCAGUAUUAUAUAGUUUUUUUUAGAUAAACAAAAAUAUGUGUGGCAAUAGAUUUGAAAAAGGAUUAUAUAAUAUAGGUAGAAUGAAGACAAUACAUGCUUGGGCCUUAAACUAUUUCAUGAUUUUUGUAAAUCAGUUUUUGUUACCAGUUUUAUUAAGAUUUCUUAAGAUUCUUUGUUGUUCCGUUGGUUCUUGUAAAGCAAUAUUCUAUUUAUGAAGAAAUGUAUGAACAAUUGGAUGUCACGGUUCGAGGUUAAUGGCAAAAUUAAAACAAAUAAGAAAUCCAUGAUCAAAUUUCAAAGCUGCCUGGCAUUAGCUGCUAUUUCAAGGUGAAUUGUGUUACACUUAAUGGUCCAGAGUUUGUCAGUGGUGAUAAUGGUUGGAACACAGGUGUUUCACAUUAACAUAGUAAAAGUAUCACCUCCUAUUGACACAUGAUGCAGUCCACCAUUUGUGGGACAUGAUGUAGAUCAAAAUACAGGAAAUUGAGAGCAUAUGACAUACCCUACAAAAACUUAGUUGUCUUAAUCUAUAUCUAUCACAUAGUGGUUUGUUGGCUGGGUAAUUUUGGGAACAUCCAUCUCCUCAGUGUCUGUCUGUUUGUACUAAAAAUAGAAUGUUAGUUUUAAAGUUCUGUUUAAUUUGAUAGCAUUUUGAAGCAGUGUUUUUAGGAUAGGUAUUAUGAGGGUUUUUAGGGAAUUCUUUUAGAAUUUUUAUGGGAAUAUGGCUGUAGGAAGUUAGAGUGAAGUGUUAUGCGUUCUUUGCUAAUUAACGAGUUGUUGCAUGAUCCAAACAAACACAGUGUUUUAAUUUGAGUAAUAUAUGCAAUAAUAUGUUUGUAGUGUGUGCCCAAGAUCUUUCCCCUGUUUUGGUCUCUGAUUUGUAUUGCCUGUGCUGUUAUAUUUUGUGUAAUUCAUAGGUAGUUUUGAUUGAUUGAUAGAUGCGUCAGAUGGUAUUCGAGCACCAUGGACGAGAGGGGGAUCCAAUAAAACUACAGAGCUAAAGGCAGAGGAGAAAUAUUGAAGAUGAGCUACUAAGAAGGUUGGUAGACCUUGAGGUUAGUUUGAGGCAUGAGGAAUCAGAACAACCUGAAGUUCUAGGGGCCCAAGUUGCAGCCAUAUAUCCCAUGGAAGACUCAUCGAAGCUGUGUCCAAACAAGGAGACAAUGUUAAAAUUAGUGUGACUAAUUUUAAAGUAAAAUCAAAUUUAGAAUGGUUUAUAGAUUGGAUAGAGGAUUUUGAAAGAUACUUUGAGAUGUAGGGGUUUAAGGAAUAUGAUCCGUGAAGGGUCAAAUUUGCAGCACCAAAAGUGAAGUCUCAUGCUGCUCGCAAGAAGUGAUCAUACAACAGCUAGAUACUUUAGGUUUCAACUCCAAGAUGAGCUGGCCCUCAUCUUGGUGGAACACCUUGGAUGGGGCACACCAAUAUGCAAAAGGCUAAGAGGAAAACUGAACAGGAAAGAUAAAAUGGUUUCAACUUUAGGUUUCAACUCCAAGAUGAGCUAGCCCUCCUCAAGAUGGAACACCUUGGAUGGGGCACACCAAUAUGCAAAAGGCUAAGAGGAAAACUGAACAGGAAAGAUAAAAUGGUGAAAAAAAGGAUGGUUGCAGUUUAAGUUCUCUAAACCCCAAGGUAGAGGUAGAAGGCAGAUUUUUUUUGGCUAGUGGAGGUUCUUGAAGUGCUACAAUUGUGGUGUUGCAAUUCUCAUAAGGCCCAAGGCUGACUCGAAAAUGCCAAAGCUAUAGCAAUGAUGACUCAUGAGGAACCACAAGCUGAAAAAUGGGAGAUGUUGAUAUUACAAAGAACAUUGAUGAUGGGAAACAAACAAGCUAGGGAAAAUGACUGGAAGAGAAAAAAUAUUUCUUGGAGCAGAUGCAAGUGUUAGGUCAAGGCAUGCAAAGUGAUUAUAAAUGAGAAAUCAACUGAUAAGUUGAUAAUUACAAAAACGGUCCAAAGCUUCUACAACCGAUAAGUUGGUAAGCACAAAUAUGGUCCAACAAGACAAGGAAGGAUCCAAAAAAGUUAAGGGUAGAUGGUCCACUCUACAAGGCAUAACUGAAUUAAGGAUAAGAUAUAUGACAAUAUGAGUGGAAAAUUGUUUUGAUCACACGAGAGGAGGGAUAUGGGCAGAUUUUUGCAUAUUUGCAGAGUUUGUCAAAUUGCAAAAAGAGAAAAAUGUACAGGUUUAUAUACACCUCUAUCAGUACCUGAAGGGCCAUGAAAUAAUAAUGCCAUGGAAUUGUAUUGGAGCUGCCAUGAACCCAAAGGGGAAAUGAUUUUGUAUUGCAGAAGAUUUUGUAAAACACAUUCAUAAGCUCGGCAACAAUCAAGCCAAACAAUGUUGAAGGAAAAUGAAGAUUACUUGGAAAUGACAGAUUUAUGUCGAAGGGAAAAUAUAUUAGUCAUGGUAUACCUGCAUAAGUGCAGAUAUCCACAGAACUCUUAUCACUAGCUUGAACUAAAGAAAACUGGCUCUUAUAGAAUCUUGAGGAGAAUCAAUGUAAAUGUCUAUUUGAUUGAUUUGCUAGAAGAAAUUGAUAUGAGCCUAGUGUUUAAUGUUGCAGAUUUGAAUCCAUAUAAGGCAGACAGAGAAUAAAUAGACUACCUAAUGAAUUGGCAGAAUUUUGGGCUAACCAGUUAGCAAGCACACAAUAAAAGAAGACUUAUAUCAAUCUAUACAUGGUCCAAGUGGUUUGUUGAUUGGUUGAUUUGGGGAAUAUGCAUAUCCCCGAUGUCUUGUCUUCUGUAAAAGUAGAAUAAGUUGAUGGAAUUUUGAAGAAGCUGUUUUUAGAAUAAGUACUAAGAAUGGUUUUCAAGGGUUUUUUUGGUAGAAUUUUCGUAGGAAUAUAGCUUUAGGGAGUCAGUGUGAAGAGCUGUAACUGCUUUGCCCAUCAAUUAGUUGCUUCAUGAUCUAAACUUUAAAUGAAUACAUUAUCAUAAUCUGAGUAAUAUAUAUGAUAAUAUAGUUGUUGCAUGUAUGCCAAAGUUGUACUUUCCGCCGUUUCAUUCUCUGAUUACUUCUAACUGUCGUUAGUUUUUGUGAUUUUUUGUGAAAAUUUAAGGUUAUUUUGCUUGCUUGAUAGUGGGAUCUGCAUCAACACACAAUCUAGAUAAAUAUAUUAUGGACUUGUAUAUCCAUUAGUGCCGGAAGUGCAUAUGAAAAGGUGGUACUGAUUGUCGUCUGAGGCUUCAUGAGAUAAGCCUUCUGGAUGGUAUUUCCAAAGUAGUUUCUCUCAUGCAAUGACCAUUAUCAAAGUAGGGGCCUCAUAUAGGCUCAGAGACAUGUAGACAAUAACAAUGGUUUGGAGCAAACACUCACCUGAACAUGCCAUUGAUUACAUAUUAUCUUGUUACAUAGAAAAUUCUACAUGCCUCUGACCAUAAUUAAAGACUAUCUACCUUAUCCUAAUGAUUUCAUACAACCACGUUAGGAUGAGCUCUACCCUUGAAGAUCCUUUCCAAUGUGCUAGAAUGAGUGUCGAUAGUUUGAAACCUGAAACCCAUCUCAUCCUCAUCCCCUAAAAGUUAAAACAUUACCAGUUAAGGCUUUGGCCCCUCCUAUAACUCCAACUAUUUCCUUCAUUCUGAUAGGAAUUACAUGCAGAAAAUAUCAAUUAUAUGCAGAUAAAUAUAAAACACAGAAAUAAUAACAGCGAAGAGACAAUAUUUAGCGUGGUUCACCCAAUCUCGGGCUACAUCCACCAAACAGAGAGUCCAAUAUUAUUAUCUAGUAAAUCAAAACCAAUUACAACCAGCAAUCCCCUUUGCAACUCAAUACUGCUGCAGAAUGCUACAAAAUUCUCUACAAUAAAACCCCUAACCCUUAGCCUUUUAUCAAGACUUGUGUCGGUUACAAAAUUAGGGUUACAACAUGUCAACCAAUAGAAAAAUAACACCUGACGCCUUUAUAAAAUAAUAAAAGUAUUUUUGGCCUCGCAGGGCGCUGCCCCUUGACCCCAACUUGGGGGCGCUGCCCCCAAACCCCUGUCAAAAAAUAUAGGGGGAAACCGCGCCGAUAGAAGUAGGGAAAAUUUAACCUCAGAGUCUGAUUAGGCUCCAUAUAACAACACAUUCCUCCUGUUGAUGUAACCUUAAUUUUGUGUGAUGUCUGUAAGACUAGUGGUUCUACUUCCUUCCAUUCAUUAUCUUCUUCACUUUCCUGUAAAGAAUGCCUGUUUUCACUCUCCAAGUCAUCACAACAUGUCAUUUCAUUGUUGUCUUUGAUGUGGAUGCUGACUAUUGUGUUUUUUUUUUCUAUGUUUUGUAUGGUUCUGCUUUUCUCUUCUUGGCUUCUCAGGCUUUUUCAAAUUUUACGAGUCAAAUUUUUAACAAAUCUUUGAAUAAUUGAGGAAGAAGAUAAUUUAUCCUCUGAGUAAAUCAUUUCACUCAACAACCUGUUAUAUACAUAGUCAUAUCUAAGCCCAUUACAUUUCUGUACUAGCCACAUUUUAAGAUUUCUUCGUCUUUUUCAAAAUGUAUGCAACCCAUUUAGACCAUAUUCUAUCCAUCACAUCCUCAGAUUAUGGGAAACUCCUUAUUGGAAUGACUGUAUUUCUGCUUCCCUGCCAGUCUAUAACAUGGAAAGCUUGUCACCAACGUACAUUUCAUUGAUUUCAAGUUGUAAGUUGAUGUCACAAUCCUAAUCAUCAUGCAUAAUUCUUAAAUUAGUGCAAUAUUAACUUCAGAUUGCACCAUAUUUAGGCUUAUAAACCUUAAAGCCUCUAUCUAGAAAUAGGAAUUUAAAAAAAAAAUAUAUUAUACUUUAGAAGCAUCACCCUUUCCUCUAGAAAACAGUUGGUUUGUCUCCAUGUCAUAUGUUAGGGCCUGAUGUAAGAUGUCCACCUGCUUGUGCAAGGCUGUUAGUGUAUGCAUUGUCACAAAAGCUUAGCCAAGUGAUCACUUAGCUUAUUUGACUUAACAAAAUCAUAGUUUGCAAACUUGUAAGUUUAAAUUUGCAGGCUUGGUAAGUGGCAAGUCAGGUCCUACCAUAAAGCUUGUGAGGUUCACCUAUAACUUGGGAGUUUUUCACAAUUUCUCUCUAUGGACUUGGUCAAUGAAAUCCAUACCCUUGAUGAAAUCUUAUUUUUUUGUGCUUUUGUCAUUUUUGUCUUCAGCAAUUAGCAUUUCAGCAGCAUGAACUGAUCACUAAGUGAUUGAAAGAGUUAUAAAUGGUUUGUUGUAAGUGAUAAAAUAAUGAAAAAUGCCAUGCAUCAUGAAAUCCGUUAUGGCCUUGAAGGCCUUAAUCUACAUCUCAACUGCACGUUGUAUCCCGAUGGGGAAUGCACCUGGGAUACUGCCCUUGGCCCCUAUAAGAGACAUUCUCCUCAACCCCAUUGGGUACCUCAAGACCCUUACACUAGUUUUAAAAAGAAAAACAUAAUGAUUGUUUUGGGCUGCGUUGGAUGGAAAAGCAGAGUUUUUUCCUCUUUAUUUGGCUUGAAAUUACAUUUCUCAUUAUGUUCAACUGGCACGAUACGAAGAGACUUUGUAGGGGUUAGUUGGUAGCUGCCAAUGGUUUGUAUCUCAGCCGCCAACUUCCGGGGGGUAUAUAUAUAUCAUAUUGUAUUGGGAACGAGAGGACUUUUGUAUCCAUUACAUGCUGGAAAUAAAGAUAUAUCAUUUUGUCAUAUGUUGUUAUAAGUUCUAUAUGUUGUGUUGUUCAUGUGCUGUACAUUUCUUGUUUACUUCCAGUUCUUGUUUAUUUUUGGUAGUUAAACAACAUACCCCAUAGGGAGUUAACAUUUUGGCUCCGUUGCCGAUACAAACUCAAAGAUCAAUAUGGUGGCAAGCAAUAGGCAUGCAUAAUGGGUCAACCAUUCCAACAACAAUUACUGGUAACUAUAAGCGACACCCAAGAAGUGACACAGGUGGAAGUACGGGAGGAUCAAUUGACGGAACACUUGUUAGAUGUGUGGGAGGUUUUGGUCAUUCAGUAUGUGUAGAGGGAAGCUCGGGAGAGAGCAAUCCCUAAAGGCACAGUUCGUGGUGAACUCACGGUGAACACUGCCAUCUUCGAUCUUCUCGGAAGUCUUCCAAGGUUGUUAGCACGAAAUUUGAUUGAACUGUAAGACCGACGAGAGGAAAGCAACCGUGAACGACGUUGGCAACAGAUAAUGCAAAGAUACGAAGAGAGGACCCAUAGGGAGGAAGAGGAGUGGGAUAUGAGUAGACGUUGUACCCCUGGCAAUUAAUGCCCCUAUGCCCAAACAAAGAUUGACGCACCAAAAACACUCGGGAAGAGGGAGAAACAUUAGUACAGAGAUCUCUCUACCUAGGAGAACAAAGUGAAAGGAGACGACGAUUAAGAGGAAUCUUUGAAGGUUCAAAGAGUCCAGUGAGAAGUAGGAGUGCAAGUAGAAGUCGUAGUCGAGAGAAGCAAAGACCAUGUACGUGGAAUGAGUUGGUAGAGGUUGUGAGAAACCUACCACUUCCAGACAUAGCGAAAGAAGAUCUUGCUAACUAGGCCCCACACCCUAUUUCCAGUGACGAUUCCAAAACUGAAUCUGAGAGCAGUUUGUCUAUACACUCCGUAUGUGACGAAGAGGAACCUCGAAGCCAAGGUUGCCGAAAUCUUUGAAACCAACCGUACUGAAUUGGAAAUCUGUCCUUGGUGGAGCAAUUAAGAAUAGUAGGGACUAAGUCGAGGACUCUGGGAAGAAGAGACUAUAGAAACAAAGGUGACCAAGGUGCAGAAGACACAAAAGGUGGACGUGUAGAGAGCUUGUAUGUGGUCGAGAGUGCAAGAGAAGCACCAGAACGGGGAGAGUAGGAUGGGGUCCAAUCUGGUCGAAUGCACACGAUACCUUCCAAGCGACACACAGUACCACAACCAGAACAACCCUGAGGAGCAAAAACUUCCAAAGUUCAUAGGAGAUGGAUUGGAGGACCUUGUACGACAUUGUAAAACAUGUAUAACAACAUGGGAGGCGAAUGGCCAAGAUGGCUAGGAUUAUUGGUCGAAGGCAUUCCUCGACACGCUUCAGGGAAUUGCUAUUGACUGGUACACGGAUCUAGAUGCCAAGGAGAAGGCCAGGUGGAGUGUUUUAAAGAAGGCAUUUGAGAAGGAAUUCAAACUCCUGAAGGAUGACAACGAGAUUGUGGCUGAAAUCUAUAAUACCAAACAAGGAAAAAGUGAGAGUGUACACGCUUACAAUCAUAGGCUGAAAGAAUUGUUGAACAAGAUGGAAGAAAUAAUAUAGUUGAGGGAAAAAUUAAAUAAAAUAAAAUGCAAAACAUUUUAUAAAAAAUUGAUGCAUUAUGUACUCCUAACCUUAAUCCUGAAAACAAGAGUUGGUUAUAAAACUCCCCAAGUCAAUCAUUUUGUCAUUUCAAGAUGGUCAACAAGAGAGUUUGGAGAGUGCACGAUGGAGCAAGGAAGGCUAGAAAUCGUACAUGGGAACCAAAAGACCAUACGGUGGUAGUUAUCUAAGCAGGAAAGGGCCACGUGAGGAAGGGGUAAGUCCGUAUAGUGGAAGAAAAGGGCGUACGAUGGAGAGGGAUCCCCGUACUAGAGAAUUAGGUUGUAUGGUGGAAGGCAAGGCUUGUAGGAAGCAGAACAUGACAAAAUCAACCCGUAUGAAGUAGUAAGUAGAUGACCAUACAAAAGAAGAUCGUAUGGUGUAAAAAUUUUGUGCCGCCUUUACAUGAAGAUUUUGUACGACAAAAGAAAGUCGCACGAUAGGCUAGAGGAGAGAUCGUACAAUGAGAGCCAAUUCCGUAAGAGAACACCAGACAGGGGCGACCGCAUUGUAUGCCGUAUGACAACUGUAUGGUAAAGGAACAAGUCCGUGCCAGGUGCAACCACACCCAUAUGGUGAGGAAAUAAUAUCGUACACCGACAUUGGGGAACAAGUUAUACUAUACGGCUAGGUUACCGAGUUCGCCCCCUGGGACGCCCUGGUACGGGUCCGGGUUCGACCGGGUCUGUGGUACGGGUCCGGUUUGACCUGGGUUCGAAAAACCCAGUCGAACCCGGACGGACCCAGUCGAACCCGGGCGGCUAGGCGGCCCAUAAAGUCAAAAAACAAAGCAAUUUUUUUUUUUUUUUCAAUUCUGCCUUGUAAAAAAUGAAAGUUAUAACCUAAAAACUACUUCUAAAACAUUUUAUUGACUCAUUUCACCUCAUUUGUGUUGCAAACAAAAUUUUUAUGAGAGCAGGUUGAAGAAAGGGUGAACAAAAUUUGGCUUCCAAGAUAAAAGAGGAGUUGAAGACUGAUUUUAGAAGCUUCAACAAGUGUUGUAGCAUCAUUUCCAUACAUUUUCAAGCUUCCAUUGGCUGCAAGAGGUAGGUUUUUAAACAUUUUUUUCCAACUAUUUUUGUUUCACAAAUUGUCAAACAUGAAACUUGAAUUUUUUUUCGUUAUUUAGUUUUUGUUUUUGAAUAUGUUUAUUUUAUUUCUUGCCAUAGGAACUAGAAUGGCAUCUACAUCUUCCUCCAUUGGCAAUGAACAAAUAAUUGCAAAACAAAGAAAUGAUCCAAAUUCUCCCUUAUGGAAAUAUGUGGACAUUAUAAAACAACUUUCGGGAGGUGGGGGAUUCCGUUGGAAAUGCCAUGGAUGUGAUAUUGAACGUAAUAGUUCAUAUUAUCGGGUGGUAGGCCAUUUGUGUGGAAUAAAAGGAAGAGGCAUAAAAAAAUGCCCUGGAAAAAAUGGUAAACCUAUACCAGAUGAGACAGUGAUGAAAUAUAUUAGGGAGCAUGAGGCGGCAGAAGAGAGGGAAGCCCGUAGAUUGAACCAAACCGCAUCAAAGAAAACAAAGGGAAUGCAGGGCCCUUCUAAUCCAAGCAUUGUAGUAGAAGACCACCCCUUCUUUGCCACAAAUGAACCUCAAAGUGAACCACCCUUGACACGUAAAAGAACAAAGGGGCCUUUAGAAACCGCAUUCCAAAAUGAGAGUAGAGACAAUGCUGACCAAGAUAUAGUAAGGUGCAUUUAUGCAAAUGGGUUGUCAUUCAAUGUUGUUCGCUCCCCAUAUUGGAAGCAAAUGAUAAAAAGUGUUAAUGAGGCACCAAGAGGGUAUAAGGGCCCCAGUUAUGAGAAGGUACAUGGAACAUUAUUGGAGAAAGAGGUGAAGAGGGUUGAAGAUGCAUUGAAACCCAUAAGGGAUUCAUGGGUUGAGACAGGUGUAACAAUUGUUUCAGAUGGGUGGAAAGAUGCUAAAAACCGUCCCUUGAUCAAUGUCAUAGCGGUGUCCCCUAAAGGGGCAAUGUUUUUGAGAGCUGUGGAUUGUGAGGGCCAAAUAAAAGAUGGCCAAUUUAUUGCAGAAAUUCUCAUCUCUGCCAUUGAGUCUGUGGGAUCCCGCAAUGUUGUCCAAGUCAUAAUGGACAAUGCAAAAAAUUGUAGAGCUGCUGGUUUGUUGGUUGAGCAACGCUAUGAUCACAUCUUUUGGACACCUUGUGCGGUACAUUCACUCAAUCUUAUGAUACGAAGGAUUGGGCAAAAAAUAAAAUGGAUCAGAGAUGUGUAUGCAGAGGCUGAGGACAUCCAAAUGUUCAUCACAAACCACCACAUGUCUCAAGGGAUUUUUAGAACCUAUUCGAAUUUGGAGCUAUUGAAGGUAAGUGAAAUAGUAAUUUAAUUUUGUAUUUUCUGAUUUUUUUGAAUUUUCAAUGUUAAUAAUAUCAUUGUGUAAGCUAUAUUGUGUAUUCUUCUUUAAAGUUUGGCUUUAUUUUUUAAUCAUUUGGCAUUAAUUUGUGUUAUAGGUUGCUGAGAGCCGUUUUGCAUCAAACACAAUCGUCUUAAGACGACUUGUGAAAGUUAGAGUGGCACUAUGCAAUAUGGUGAUCAACACCAAUUGGACUGUAUGGAAGCAAAGUAGCACUGAGAGGGCAGAAAAAAUUAGGGAUAGAAUAUUGAAUGAGAAAUGGUGGGAUCUUGUUACAUAUCUCCUAAGUAUCACUGAGCCCAUCAUGAGCAUGAUUUGCUAUACAGACAUGGAUAGGCCUUGCAUAGGUGAGAUUUAUGAUGGCAUUGAUUCAAUGCUUGAAAAAAUAAAGGUCACUAUAAAUGAAAAAGAGAAUGAUCCUCAGGAGAAAUUCUUCAAAGAACUGGAAGUAAUUAUUGUAGAGAGGUGGAUUAAGAUGACCACUCCUUUGCACAUUCUUGCCUAUGCCUUGACACCUAAGUACUAUAGCAAUCAGUUUCUUGAUAAACCAGGAAGGAUUCCACCAUGGAGAGAUCUAGAAGUAUCUGAUGGGUACAAGGCAGCAUUUCUUAGACUAUAUCCCGAUGAUGAUUUGCGAGAUGUUGUUACAAAUGAGUUCAUAGAAUUCGCAAAUGGGAAUGGUCUAAGUGUUGAUGCACUUCGUCAUAGAUCUAAGAAAGAUGCUCAUAGCUAGUGGUACUUCCAUGGCACAUGCUUCCAACACCUACAACCCCUCGCUAUAAAAGUUUUAUCACAAGUUGCUAGUUCAUCUGCCUCAGAAAGAAAUUGGAGCACAUACUCUUUCAUCCACUCAGUAUUGAGCAAUAGGCUGCUAUCAAAAAGAGCGGAGAAUUUAGUAUAUGUGCAUUCCAACCUACGUCUUCUUUCACACAAACAACAUGACUACACACGAGGGGAAACAAAGAUGUGGGAUAUAGAGCCAGAGCAUACUGAUUUGGAUACUCCUGCUUCUCAGCUUCUUGCAUUGACACUUGAUGACUCGGAAAUUGAGCCAACUUAUAGUGCAAGUGCAAGUGGCAUUGGCUCAUCUAAUGUCAAUGUCAAUGAGGAGGAGGAGGAGGAGGAUGAAUUAGAUGAUCCAUUUGAUGAUUAAACUUUAAGUUUAUAUUGUUGAAAGUUGAAACAAUGAUACUUGAAUAUUUUGUCAUUUUGAUAUUAAACUUCAUGUAUAUGAUGCUAUUAUCAAUUAUGGUAUGAUCAUGAUGCUAUGAUUACAAGUUUAUGUUUGUUUUGUUGUUUAUAUGAUGCUAUGUGACAUGCAUAUUUUAAUUCAUGCUUAUAGGCUUCACAAAUAUCAAAAUAUAUAUAUAUAUAUAAAAAAUUUACAUGUUUUUGUACUAACGAACCCAAACCCCUUUUCAAAAUUUUGCCGUACCGGC